Messenger RNA from Penicillium coprophilum, 3387 nucleotides. Its product is annotated as dipeptidyl peptidase 3. Gene Ontology annotation, cellular component: cytoplasm. The transcript is spliced from 10 exons. Bases 1 to 3387 code for a protein of 1128 amino acids. The record is from RefSeq and is a predicted model, not a curated record. NCBI's taxonomy places the organism in Eukaryota, Fungi, Ascomycota, Eurotiomycetes, Eurotiales, Aspergillaceae. Gene Ontology annotation, molecular function: dipeptidyl-peptidase activity.
AUGGAUCAAAGCAUCAAACAGCAUUACCUGGCCGACUCGCCUCCUACGGUGGUCAGGCUCGAGAUCAAGUCACACUUUGAUACUCUCAAAGACCAAAACCUGAGAAAAUAUGCGCACUUUAUGAGCAGAGCUGCAUUCGAGGGCACUCGAGUCACCCUGCGGCAGGUUUCCCCCGAGUCCGAACCCAUCUACGAUCUCAUCCUGUCACUCUACCAUGCCUCCAAUGGCGAUUGGAACAGCCUCGCCCAGAAAACACAGGUCAGCUCCGAGGACCUCCGUUUCUUCCUCGAAUAUGCGGGUCAAUUCCUGGGAAAUUGCGGAAACUACAAGGGCUUUGGUGACUCAAAGUUUAUCCCACGGCUGCCCGCAUCUGCGUUCGAGGCUCUGGCCUCGGCCACUGCGGAGACAAAGGCAGCUUUCCAGAAGGCCAAUACCACUGGAGGAGGGAUCUAUGAGACCAGUGAACAGUCGAUGAUGCACCUCGGAUACCCCAAAGGAGGCCAUAUGACUACCUACUACCCUGAUUCGCCGACGAUCUCACAGGAGGAGAUCACAGCAAUUGGUGACUUGAUGGAAAAAAAGGGACUCGCGCUGGAGAACACAAGAAUUCGGAAGACAUCCUCGGGUGAUUUCGACCUUUUGAUCGCAUCUGGUGUUUCAUCCCCUCCUGUAAAGGACCGGGACCUCGGCGAUGUGGACACAUUCGAGCUUGAUGGAGACCUGAAGGGAAAGACGCUGCGUCUUGUCUUCGGUGACCACCAGGAGGAGAUGGCGAAGAUCGCGCACAGCAUUAAGCAGGCAGGACUUGCUGCUGCAAAUGACAACCAGAAGAAGAUGUUGGAUUCAUAUGCUCUCUCAUUUGGAGCUGGAUCCAUCGAAGCUUUCAAGGAGAGCCAGCGCAUCUGGGUCAAGGACCAAAAGCCCGUGCUGGAGACAAACUUGGGCUUUGUUGAAACAUACAGAGACCCCCAUGGUGUCCGCGGAGAAUGGGAAGGUUUCGUUGCUUUGGUCAAUUUGGAACGCACCCGAGCCUUCGGUACGCUGGUCGACAGUGCCGAGAGCAUGAUUCCCAAACUGCCCUGGGGCAAGGACUUCGAGAAAGACAAGUUCCUCAGCCCUGACUUCACGUCAUUGGAGGUAUUGAGUUUCGCCUGUUCGGGUCUUCCCGCUGGUAUCAACCUACCCAACUAUGAUGACAUUCGCCAGAAUCUUGGCUUUAAGAACGUGUCUCUGGGCAAUGUUCUCAGUGCCAAGGCUCCUAACGAGGCUAUUCCUUUCAUUGCUGACAGUGACCAGGAGGUCUACCGCACAUUCCGGGAUCCAGCCUUUGAGGUCCAGGUCGGCAUCCACGAACUGCUGGGUCAUGGAACUGGUAAGCUGCUGCAGGAGACAGCGCCAGGAGAGUAUAACUUUGACAUAAAGAACCCACCCAUCAGUCCUGUCAACAACCAGCCUGUAUCGACCUGGUACAAGCCUGGACAGACAUGGAGCUCGGUCUUUGGUUCCAUUGCUUCGUCAUAUGAGGAGUGCCGUGCCGAGUGCGUGGCCAUGGUGCUUGCUUGCAACUUUGGCAUCCUGAAGAUCUUCGGAUUCGGCGAUGGCAAGGAAGACUUGGCCGGUGAGGCUGGCGAUGUCCUUUUCGCAGCCUACCUUUCCAUGGCUCGUGCCGGUCUGGUUGCCCUCGAGUUCUGGGAUCCGAAGACCCAGAAAUGGGGUCAGGCACACAUGCAGGCUCGGUACAGUAUUCUGCGCACCUUCCUCGAUGCCGGUGAUGACUUCGUCAAGCUGUCUUACAGCAAGGAGGAUCUCUCUGAUCUGGAGAUUCGUCUUGACCGAUCCAAGAUCCUGACUCACGGACGUCCCGCGGUUGAGAAGUACCUUCAGAAACUGCAUAUCUACAAGAGUACCGCAGAUAUCGAGGCUGGUAAGGGGUUGUACGAUGAUAUUACCUCUGUUGACAGCUGGUGGGGAAGCACCGUUCGUGAUGUUGUGAUGAAAAACAAGGUGCCACGUAAGGUCUUUGUACAGGCCAAUACUAUCCUUGAAGGUGACCAGGUCAGCUUGAAGGAGUAUGAACCGACUCUCGAGGGUCUGAUUCAGAGCUUUGCAGAGCGUAAUGCAAUAAUAGAAACCACGGUGUCGCGAGAAACGCCGCCGUCAGACGCAUCAACCACGGCGUUCCCGCCCCAUUCAACCGACUCCCUAGAGGAGGAGGACGAUUAUUACACUGCACCUCCACCACACUCUGCAUCAGCGUCAAGCUCCUCACCCGCAUAUCCCCCGCCAUUCUCGUCCCUUAUCUUCUCAUCACUUCCAGACACCAAUCGCCCAUACAAAGUUACUGAACCUGGACCCGCUUGUCCUCCACCCUUAGCGCCUCCAGCACCUGUCGAGGAGUCGCUCGAGCCGGCCCAAUCUUCGGCGGUCGUUGCUGACACAAAGACAUCUUUUUCUGAACCAAAAAACGAGGGAUCUUCCGACGACGGUGAACCACCGCCGCCAUACACAGAAGGCUACAGUCCACUUGAGUCGUUCACCUACGUGAUGGCUGCUGCAGGAGGUGCAUCCAGUAUCAUCACCCAGGUCCAGCAGACCGGGGGUCCGCCGAUCAACACUCUUGGUGAUAUUGGUGGAGAUGAACACGUCGGUCUCGACCUUCGUGGUACUCGAUUCACCCUUUCGCGAGAUGAGCUGUUGACUUUGCCUGAAUUUGUCCUGCUUUCCCUCUUCCCCAAUGGCCUCCUUCCGGAUGGACAUGCUGCAAAUGGCUUCCAUGACGGGGAUGUAUUCCCGGUUGACUAUGACCCGGUCUCACUCCAGUACAUGCUAGAUUUCUUCCGGACUGUUGCUCAAACCAUCCCCUCAUCUCUGCCCUCCGGCUCAAAUUCACCAGACUUGGAUAUGUCGGACGCAAUGCAGGGCUCAGCCCGUGACAUGUUGCAAGACCGUGCUGGCAUCAUCGUCCUCCGAGAGGACCUCGACUUCUACGUGAUCCCCCUCGUGCCGAAAUUGGACACGACGAAAUGCUUGAAGUCAAGCGGGCGGCUGAGCGAGGAGAUUGGUUCUACUGAGCAGCAUCUUAUUGAAAUGCUGACAGCCGGAGGUUUCGAUCGUGCUGACCAGUGGGGCCAUCGUGCCCCAGAGCCUAACAAGGCAGUAAUCUGCAGUCUUGCACUGGCCAAACUCCGUACCGAUAUUCGCGGAGACCUAGCAAACAACAACUCUGUGGGCAUGGCUCAGAAGCUUCUUCUGUUUUGGCGGAAGCCUGCCCGCCGCUGCUGGUGGGAAGGUAUCGAGUUGGACGACGUAGAGGGUGUCGAGGGGCCAGUCAAGGUCUGGAUUCGGCGUGUGUGGACUCUGGAGAUGAGUGUUAUUGGGCUCCGAUGA